AUGAAGAGAGCAGAGAGAAUUGUGAGCAGGAGAGAGCGGAGAGGAAAGAGAACUCCAAGAGACCUGCUGGAAAUGAGGAAGGGUGCUUCCUUAUAUAAGAGAAGGGCGAGAAAUCAGUUCCUGAUUGGAAUCUGGUUCCAUAAAAUCCCUGAAAAGACCCUUGUUUGGGCUGCAAAUAGAGACAAACCAGUGGAAAUUGGCUCAAAAAUUCGGUUCACAAAUGAUGGUGAGCUCCUCUUCAUUGACUCACAUGGCCACCUAUACUGGAUCUACAAUGGAACCACUGGUGCAACUUCGGCCUCCAUGCUUGAUACUGGUAAUUUUGUUUUAGUAGACCCUCUCUCUAGAAUUCUAUGGCAAAGUUUCGAUUACCCAACAGAUACAUUGCUACCGGGCCAAACCUUAGGCCAAGAAAAACCUCUGUAUUCGAAUCGUUUAGAGAGAGACUAUUCGACCGGCCGAUUCAUGUUGGUCUUGCAAUAUGAUGGAAACCUUGUUCUAUACCCAAGGAUUCGUCGUGGCAUAUUCCCAAACCCUGCUUACUUUGCGAGCCAAACUAAUGGAGAAAUGCCACCAGUAAAUUUAGUUUUCGAUCGAACCAGGUUUCUCUAUCUGCAAAAUUUUAGCAAUAAGAUAGUUUACAGUGUUUCAUCAAAUGUCAUAAACCCAAUUCAAGAAUAUUAUCAAAGGGCCAUGAUUGAUAGUGAUGGGUUUUUCCGGCGAUAUUCUCUUUGGAAAAAUGCCAAGAAUGGAGAAGCAUGGAGCAUUGUUUCACACACCCCAAGCAACAGAAACUCUUGUGGGGUUCCAGGCAUUUGUGGCCUCAAUGGCUAUUGUAUCCUUGACCAAGGUGGAAGGGCUCAGUGCCUUUGUCCGGAUAAAUUUUCUUUUGUGGACACCAACUAUACAUUUGGUGGGUGCAAAAGAGAUUUUGUCAUAAGUUGUGAGAAUUACAAAGCUUCAAAUUAUUUAUUAAUUGAGUUGGAAAAUGUCAAUUGGCCUUAUGGGAAUUAUGAGUUGCUGCAUUUGGAUGAAGAUGAAUGCAAGGAGGCUUGCUUGAGUGAUUGCUUUUGUGAUGCUGCAAUUUAUACAAAUAAUCAGUGUUGGAAGAAGAGGAUGCCAUUGAUGGAUGGGGUGAAAGAUGUGACAAUGGGUGGAAAAGCCCUCAUCAAAGUUUCUAGGAGUGGUUGA
This is a messenger RNA of Amborella trichopoda, 1191 nucleotides long. RefSeq names its product G-type lectin S-receptor-like serine/threonine-protein kinase LECRK4. The record is from RefSeq and is a predicted model, not a curated record. NCBI's taxonomy places the organism in Eukaryota, Viridiplantae, Streptophyta, Magnoliopsida, Amborellales, Amborellaceae. Gene Ontology annotation, biological process: recognition of pollen.